Messenger RNA from Arabidopsis lyrata subsp. lyrata, 470 nucleotides. Its product is annotated as gibberellin 3-beta-dioxygenase 2. Gene Ontology annotation, molecular function: gibberellin 3-beta-dioxygenase activity. The record is from RefSeq and is a predicted model, not a curated record. The transcript has a single exon. Gene Ontology annotation, biological process: response to light stimulus; gibberellin biosynthetic process. Lineage: Eukaryota; Viridiplantae; Streptophyta; Magnoliopsida; Brassicales; Brassicaceae. The annotation marks the transcript as partial.
AUGAGUUCAACGUUGAGCGAUGUGUUUAGAUCGCAUCCCAUUCACAUCCCACUCUCAAACCUACCCGACUUCAAAGCCCUCCCAGAUUCUUACACAUGGACCCCCAAAGAUGAUCUCCUCUUCUCUGCCUCCGCCUCCGACGAAACCCUGCCGCUCAUCGACCUCUCCGAUCCCCACGUGACCACUCUUGUGGGCCAUGCUUGUACCACGUGGGGAGCGUUACAGAUCAGCAACCACGGCGUACCCUCGCGACUUCUCGACGACAUUGAGUUCCUCACCGGAAGUCUUUUCCGGCUUAACGUGCAGCGGAAGCUCAAGGCGGCUCGGUCAGAGAAUGGCGUCUCCGGCUACGGCGUGGCUCGUAUUGCUUCUUUCUUUAAUAAGAAAAUGUGGUCCGAAGGUUUCACCGUUAUUGGCUCUCCUCUCCAAGAUUUCCGUAAACUCUGGCCCAGCCAUCACCUCAAAUACUG